This is a messenger RNA of Anthonomus grandis grandis, 1690 nucleotides long. Its product is annotated as UDP-sugar transporter UST74c. Gene Ontology annotation, cellular component: Golgi apparatus. NCBI's taxonomy places the organism in Eukaryota, Metazoa, Arthropoda, Insecta, Coleoptera, Curculionidae. The record is from RefSeq and is a predicted model, not a curated record. The transcript has a single exon. The coding region runs from base 227 to 1207 and encodes 326 amino acids. Gene Ontology annotation, molecular function: GDP-fucose transmembrane transporter activity; antiporter activity.
AAAUAAAUAAAAAAAAAUUCAAGUAAAAAAUUGACGUAACCUAAACCUGCUGUAUACGAAAACCAAGAUAGGACUGAUAAAAUUACAACUCUUAACCAAUUAUAAACACAGUAAUCCUCGUUUCAACAAUAACCAUAUUCCAGCCGCGUAUACUGCGAUACGUGUCACCAAUUACUUACCAUGUUUAAUUUAAAUUGUUUGUGAUAAGUGUUUUACUGCUGUAACCAUGACUGGAACCCAAGAGGAAACCCCAGAUCCGAAGCUGUACCUAAAAAAGGUACUAUCAGCCCUAUUUUAUGGAGCAGCCUCCUUUUUAAUAACAGUGGUAAACAAAACAGUGUUAACGACCUACAAGUUCCCAUCUUUUCAAGUUUUGGGCAUAGGCCAGAUGACCGCGACAAUAGUGGUGUUGUUUUUAGCCAAGAAGCUCCGUAUAGUAUCAUUCCCCAGUUUUGACUUGAGCACUUUUGGCAAAAUAUUCCCUUUGCCAUUGAUAUAUAUUGGAAAUAUGCUAUUUGGACUGGGAGGGACGAAGGAGUUGAGCCUUCCAAUGUUUACCGCUUUAAGGAGAUUUUCUAUAUUGAUGACAAUGCUUUUGGAGCUGUAUAUACUAGCAGUAAGGCCUACCUUUAGUGUUCAGUUCAGUGUGUACAUGAUGGUCGGAGGUGCUGUGCUGGCAGCCAGUGAUGAUCUAGCUUUUAACUUUCAAGGUUAUGUUUUUGUGCUAUUAAAUGACUUUUUCACAGCUAUUAAUGGGGUUUAUACAAAGAAGAAGUUGGAUUCCAAAGAGCUGGGCAAGUUCGGUCUUAUGUUUUAUAACAGUUUAUUUAUGCUUGUACCCGCUCUGUUUUUGGCUUUUUACACAGGAGAUUUAGAUAAGGCCUAUAACUACGUGGGUUGGGAUGAUCCGCUGUUUGUCUCACAGUUCCUACUGUCUUGUGUGUUUGGUUUUAUUUUGAUGUAUAGCGUAAUAUUGUGCACCCUGUAUAAUUCUGCACUAACCACAACCAUUAUUGGGUGUUUGAAGAAUAUUUGUGUCACAUAUCUUGGGAUGAUGAUUGGGGGUGACUAUAUAUUUUCAUGGGUAAAUUUUGUAGGGUUGAAUAUUAGCGUGAUAGGCAGUUUGGUUUAUACUUAUGUGACUUUUAAGAGGAAGGACACAGGGUAUGCACCACUGGUAAAUGAGAAAAGUAGUGGAGUUGUAUAGUAUAAGGGGGAGGUGGGUUGGGCAAGUAAAUACAGGGCUUGACUUACUUGGGGGGUUUGUAAAUUAAAUUUCCCUCUUAUUGUAUUAUGUACAUAUAUUGUAAAUUGUUAUACCAAAGCCUGUUUAAUAAAGACUUAAUAAUAAGUCUGUUCUUACUUAUAUAUUUAAACAAAUUGAUUGCUUCUUGAUAGGCUAAAGUGUUACCCAAUGGUCAAUUUUAUGUAUAAUUUCAUUCGCUAUUCAAUGUUAACAUUGAAAAAAAACUGGUUAAUCAUUAUUGUUGUGAAGAGAAAUUAAUUGCUAUAUACAGGUCAGUUGUAUUAUACAGGGUUAUAUUAUAAGAUUUAAUUAUAUAUAGGUGUUUUAAAACUUCUUGCUAUAUAUAGGCUGUAUAUAUAUAUUGUUAAAUUAAAGCCAUAUUUUAGAUUAAAGGUUUUCUCUUUGUUGUCUGUGAUUUUGUAAAAGAAACGCAAUAUAAAAAUG